This is a messenger RNA of Vicia faba (fava bean), 1752 nucleotides long. The record is from the annotation of a GenBank genome assembly. Lineage: Eukaryota; Viridiplantae; Streptophyta; Magnoliopsida; Fabales; Fabaceae.
AUGUUUCACCUUGAAACAAAGAGAUUGUUAUGGCUUAUUGGCAUAACUUUUUCAGUGAUCUUAGCUUUUCAGUAUCUUGAACUUCCAUAUGGCAAUGUUCUUCUCUCUCUAUUCUCUUCUGACAAAGUACCAACAUCAGAAAAUACCAACAAGACUAUUGUUAACAAUGUGACGAUUUUCGAUCAAGAAAAUUCGACCCAUGAACUCGCCAUCGAGAAAGCUAAUGCAAUAACUGGUUUUGUCUUGGAACCAGAAUUGCCACAAAACAAAUCUCAAGCAUUUGAUGAGUCUAACAAAAGUUUCAUUGAUCCAGGUUUUGGUUCUACAACAAAUGUGAGUCCAAAUAUAACAACUGCAGUGUUAUCAAAUGAUGAUAACAUGUUACAAUCUCUGAAAGACAAUGUAACUAAUGCUAUAAAGAAAGAGAGUUUUAGGCCAUCACCACCAGAAGCAAAAGUUCUGGUGAGUUCAAAUGUACAAAGCAAAAGUUCUUCUAUCAGCAAUGUGCCUAAUCAGAAACAAGAAUUUCAUAAACCUGUUUCAGAAGUCACAACAGUUUCUGAAAUGAACAAGUUAUUGAUUCAAAGCCACGCGUCGUAUCGAAUAAUGAAACCAAGGUGGUUUUCAAAUGUUGAUCAAGAGUUAGUGCAGGCAAGAUCAGAGAUUGAAAAUGCACCAAUUGUAAAGAAUGAUCCAAAACUUUAUGGUCCAAUUUAUCAUAAUGUUUCAAUGUUCAAGAGGAGCUAUGAACUAAUGGAAGAGAGACUCAAAGUGUAUGUAUACAAAGAAGGAGCUAGGCCUAUACUGCAUUCACCAUUUCUCACAGGAAUCUAUGCUUCUGAAGGGUGGUUCAUGAAGCUGAUGGAAGCUAAUAAAAGAUUUGUAACAAAAAAUCCAAAGAAGGCUCAUCUGUUUUACUUACCUUUCAGUUCUAGGAUGCUAGAGGAAGCUUUGUAUGUAAAGGAUUCACAUAGCCACAAGAAUCUGAUUCAAUAUCUACACGAUUAUGUUGACCUGAUAGCGGCGAGACAUUCUUUCUGGAAUAGAACUGGAGGUGCUGAUCAUUUUCUUGUUGGUUGCCAUGAUUGGGCCCCAUCAGAAACAAACUUGCGCUUGGCGACCUGCAUAAGGUCCCUCUGCAAUGCCGAUGUAAAAGAAGGAUUUUUCUUCGGCAAAGACGCGUCUCUUCCAGAAACAUACGUCCGAAACGCUCAAAACCCAACAAGGGAUCUCGGAGGCAACACAUUUUCAAAAAAGACAACACUAGCCUUCUUCGCAGGGAGCAUGCACGGUUACGUGAGACCAAUUCUACUAAAGCACUGGGAAAACAAAGACCCCGACAUGAAAAUCUUCGGAAAGUUGCCAAAAUCUAAAGGAAACAGCAACUACAUUCAGUACAUGAAGAGUAGCAAGUACUGUAUUUGUGCAAGAGGGUAUGAAGUGAAUAGUCCAAGAGUUGUGGAAGCUAUUUUCUACGAAUGUGUUCCGGUUAUCAUAUCGGAUAAUUUUGUGCCGCCGUUUUUUGAGGUUUUGGAUUGGGAGUCGUUUACUGUUGUGGUUUUGGAGAAGGAUAUUCCGAAUUUGAAAAAUAUACUGGUUUCGAUUCCCGAAAAGAGGUAUCUUAGAUUGCUUAUGAGAGUAAAAAAGGUACAGAAGCAUUUCUUGUGGCACAAGAAUCCUGUUAAGUAUGAUAUAUUUCAUAUGAUCCUUCAUUCUAUUUGGUAUAAUAGAGUCUUCUCUGCUAUUAGCUAG